CCGUCCCGCCGCUACUCCCCUCGCCGAGAGAGCUCUAGGGUUUGCGUGCCAGAUUCGCCGCCGAAUUUUUUGGGGAGAGGCAUCAUGUUGGUCUACCAGGAUCUGCUUACCGGUGACGAGCUCCUGUCGGAUUCGUUCCCGUACAGGGAGAUCGAGAAUGGUAUCCUCUGGGAAGUCGAUGGCAAGUGGGUCGUUCAAGGAGCUAUUGACGUAGACAUUGGUGCCAACCCAUCUGCCGAGGGUGGUGAGGACGAGGGUGUUGAUGAUCAGGCCGUUAAGGUGGUUGACAUUGUGGACACCUUCCGUCUUCAGGAGCAACCUGCUUUUGACAAGAAGCAGUUUGUGACCUUCAUGAAGCGCUAUAUCAAAACCCUCUCUGCCAAGCUGGAUGCGGAGAAGCAAGAGGAAUUCAAGAAGAACAUUGAGGGUGCCACCAAGUACCUCCUCGGAAAGCUCAAGGACCUUCAGUUCUUUGUUGGUGAGAGCAUGCACGAUGACGGCAGUCUGGUGUUCGCCUACUACAAGGAUGGAGCCACUGACCCAACAUUCCUGUACUUUGCACAUGGGCUGAAGGAGGUCAAGUGCUGAGUGCUCCUUCUGCUCGACACUGGAUGUUAUCUAUGCAGUCCGCCGUAUUUUUGGUCUAUCUAUGUCAGUUGACUCAUUAGUGUCCAAUGUUGGUGUCAGUAACUAUCGUUUGCCUUGUUCUGGAUGUUGAGAUGAGUCCUUUAAAAAACCUCCGGAUUAUUGGGUUCAUGAGCUCCUUAAUGUUUGGAACGCGUAUUAUUUGCUUUGUGAUGGCUGGAGAAAAGAUAAUGGAUGAAAUUGUUGUGGUAA
Messenger RNA from Oryza brachyantha (malo sina), 837 nucleotides. Its product is annotated as translationally-controlled tumor protein homolog. Bases 85 to 588 code for a protein of 167 amino acids. NCBI's taxonomy places the organism in Eukaryota, Viridiplantae, Streptophyta, Magnoliopsida, Poales, Poaceae. The record is from RefSeq and is a predicted model, not a curated record. Gene Ontology annotation, cellular component: cytoplasm. The transcript has 5 exons. Gene Ontology annotation, molecular function: calcium ion binding.